Trichophyton rubrum CBS 118892 is the source of this 2919-nucleotide messenger RNA. RefSeq lists its product as uncharacterized. The coding region runs from base 1 to 2919 and encodes 972 amino acids. The record is from RefSeq and is a predicted model, not a curated record. Gene Ontology annotation, cellular component: cytoplasm; phagophore assembly site; peroxisome. Gene Ontology annotation, molecular function: 1-phosphatidylinositol-3-kinase activity. Gene Ontology annotation, biological process: autophagy of peroxisome; phosphatidylinositol-3-phosphate biosynthetic process; autophagosome assembly. The transcript has 2 exons. Lineage: Eukaryota; Fungi; Ascomycota; Eurotiomycetes; Onygenales; Arthrodermataceae.
AUGGCCGAGGCUUGGCAUGAUGUCGAGAGCGAAGAUGGAGACACCAUCAACAACAGCAGCAUCGACAGCGAUAGCAACAGCGACGGCGAGGCAGAGGGAGGCUUAGAGGUUGAUGUUAUUUCCCUGCCCAGCUCAGACGAUGAGAAUAGCUCUGGUAGCGAAUCUGAUAUAUCUCGUAACUGGGUGACAGUCAUGGAUACCUUCACGUUUGCGACAUCAAGACAGGUGGCCUUGCCCAUCCGAGCUAAGAUAUGCAACUUAGAGGGAAGGCAAAAGCAAAUUCCCUUCUCCGUCUUGCUCAAGAAUCCGGAGCUACGUCAUCUUGGGUCCAACCAGAGUCCUACUUCAGACCUCUAUGUUACCGCACAGCUAUGGAGCAGCUGCAAACCUCUUGGCAUGCCCAUGCAAACUGCAUACAAGUCUUUCAAAACCACCCGGACAUGGAACGAGUGGCUUGAAAUGCCGGUGCUCAUCAGGGAUGCACCACAGAAUACCCAGUUGGCACUCACAGUCUGGGACCUGUCGCCCCUGGGCGGUGAAGAAGGCCAUGACCAUUCCGUUCCGUUUGGUGGUACUACGAUUGCACUCUUCGAUGAAGAUGGGACCUUGAAAAAGGGGAAACAAAAAUGCAAAUUAUACCGAAACAAAGCCGCAGAUGGCUUUUCAUACACCACUACACCGUCCACCCCGCCACCCAAACGACGCAAAGGCAACUUUGUCGAAGAGGGGCCUACUCCAAUUGAACUUGAGCUUGAGCGGCUAGAGAAACUACUGAAGAAACAUGAAAUGGGGGAAAUUCCCCGAGUGGAUUGGCUAGAUCAGCUUGUUUUCCGAGCAGUGGAGAAGAUCAAAAUAGAAGCUGAAGACGCUGCGAAGAAGCGUGCGCUUCGAAAUAAAGCAGCCAGAGAAAAGGCCGUCAUUGAGCCCAAUGGUGACCCUGGAGUGAGCUCUCAAGAUGACGAAGAGGAGAACUUUGUGCUCUAUGUUGAAUUUCCACGCUUUGACUUUCCUAUUGUCUUUCAGGACUUUGAAUAUCCCCCUCCUCCGGUUUCUUCCCUUGCUCAGCUUACGCCAUCUGGAUCUACAGUUGUUUUGAAACCACCACCAGAGGUCCGACUUGGCCCAGACAUUGAAGGGGCUGCCGAUGACGAAGGAAAUUACCCUAUCAUACGAAUUUAUGAUCCUGAGGUUGGGCAGAGAGGAAAUCCUUGUGAAGACAAGCAUAGAAGGCUAGUCCGCAGCCAUAGAACCGGUAUUAUGGACCGCGAUCUGAAACCAAACCCGAAGAUCCGGGACGAGAUCAACGAGAUCAUGUCAUAUGGCCCAACCCAGGAACUAAAUGCAGAAGAGAAGGAUCUGGUUUGGAAAUUUAGAUUUUAUCUCACUCGAGAUAAGAGAGCAUUGACCAAAUUUGUCAAGUCAGUUAACUGGCAAGAUGCCAGUGAAGCUAGACAGGCCGUUGAACUCCUACCGAAGUGGACAGAGAUCGAUGUUGACGAUGCUCUAGAGCUUCUAGGCCCGCUUUUCGACAACCCAGAAGUCCGUGCUUAUGCCGUUGAUCGACUAAGAAAAUCCGACGAUGAGGAGCUGCUCUUGUACCUUUUACAGCUUGUGCAGGCACUGAAGUUUGAGGCUAUUCCUAAGAGUUCUACGGAUGAAACGAACGAAGCUGCGCAUGAUUCUUCUCUCACAAACUUUUUGAUUAGCCGUGCAGCUAAUAACCCUAUACUUGGUAGUUAUUUCCAUUGGUAUUUGAUGGUUGAAUGUGACGACACUGCUCCUGGAACGCUUUCCACCCAUCGAAAAUUCUUUGCGAGCGUGGAGUUUUACUUUAUGCUGGAAUUAGAGAAGGUUAACCCUGCGCAGAGAAAAGUACUGCUCAGACAAGGUGAACUUAUUACCAUUCUUUCCAAGAUUGCAAAAGACAUCCGAUUCGCCAGAGUCAACCGUCCUUUCAAGAUUGAAAUGCUCAAAAAGUUCCUUGGGAACCCUAAGAACGAUAUCUUACAAAUUGAUCCACCGCUUCCAUUCCCAUUAGACCCCACAGUUUCGAUUGUUGGGUGCCACCCGGAGGAGGCAAAUGUUUUUAAAUCCUCCUUAUCACCGCUGUUCAUCAAUUUUAAGCUAUCGGAUGGCCGAAAAUAUCCUGUUAUUUUCAAAGUUGGAGAUGAUUUGCGUCAGGACCAGCUUGUCGUCCAAAUUAUAACUCUCAUGGACAGGCUUUUACAGAAAGAAAAUCUGGAUCUUAAACUCACCCCUUACCGAAUCAUUGCAACUGGAGCAACUGCUGGCGCUGUGCAGUUCGUUCCAUCUACACCUCUAUCUGCUGCCACUGCGAAAUAUAAAGGCUCAUUGCUUGCUUACCUUAAAGCAAAUAACCCUGACGAUAGUGAACCCCUAGGUGUACGAAAAGAAGCAAUGGACACAUAUAUCAAGUCCUGUGCUGGAUAUUGUGUAAUCACUUAUCUCUUAGGUGUUGGUGACCGGCAUUUGGAGAACCUCCUACUCGCUCCCGACGGACAUUUCUUUCACGCUGACUUCGGCUUCAUUCUUGGCCGUGACCCGAAACCAUUUGCACCUAUGAUGAAGCUAUGCAAAGAAAUGGUUGAGGGAAUGGGUGGUGCCAACUCACCGAACUACAUUCAAUUCAAACAAUACUGCUUCACAGCGUAUAUCACACUUCGAAAAUCAGCAAAUCUUAUCCUCAACUUAUUUAGCUUGAUGGUUGAUGCGAAUAUCCCUGAUAUACGUGUAGAGCCCGACAAAGCGGUUUUGAAGGUCAAGGAAAGAUUCCAUUUGGAGAUGACAGAGGAAGAGGCAAUUCGUCAUUUCGACGAGCUUAUCAUAAACAGCGUCAAUGCUAUUUUUGGUGCUGUUAUAGAUAGAAUCCAUGACCUAGUUCAAGGAUGGAGGGCAUGA